Taeniopygia guttata (zebra finch) is the source of this 1294-nucleotide messenger RNA. NCBI's taxonomy places the organism in Eukaryota, Metazoa, Chordata, Aves, Passeriformes, Estrildidae. The record is from RefSeq and is a predicted model, not a curated record.
AGAAAAUUUAUUUUUUUGGGAAAAUCCCGUGUGGAAAGUGCGGCGCGGUUCGCCGAACUCUCGCGAGAGCCGCGCGCGCGCGCGAGACUUCCGGUCCUGGCCCCGCCCCCUCUCCCUCAGCCGCGGCCGCGGCGGCUCCGGAACCCCAAAAAGGCGAAAAAAAACCCCAAAACCGCGAAAAUUCGCCCCAAAAGCGGCUCCGGAGGCCGAAUCAGCCCCUCCGCGCCUCGUCCGGCCCGCGUGAGGGGAACUGGGGAUUCCGGUGAAAUCGGGACAGUUCCGGGUGGAUUUGUGCCAAUUUCAGGGUCAAUGAGGCGGGGGCAUGGAGCCCGAGCCGGGGGGUGACGGCCCCAGGACCCCCAACGUGCCGUGGCGCAGCUACAAACUGCUGCUGGACCCGGCGCUGCGCCGGGGGGGACAGAAACUCUACCGCUACGAUGGCGUGCACUUCAGCCUGCCCGAUUCGGGGUUCCCCCCCGCCGGACCCGUGCAGGACCCGCGGCCGCGCCGGAUUUGGGCGAAGCACCGGGACCUGUCCCUGCCCGUGCCCAAGUUCAAGCUGGACGAGUUCUACGUGGGGCAGGUGCCCCUGAAGGAGGUGACCUUCGCGCGGCUCAACGACAACAUCCGCGAGGGGUUCCUGCGGGAGAUGUGCCGCAAGUUCGGGGAGGUGGAGGAGGUGGAGGUGCUGCUGCACCCCAAAACCCGAAAGCACCUCGGGCUGGCCCGGGUCACCUUCGGCUCCUCCCGCGGCGCCCGCGACACCGUCCGGCACCUGCACAACGCCACCGUCAUGGGCACGGCCAUCCACGCACAGCUCGACGUCAGGGGGCAGCAGAGGAUGAAACUCUAUGAACUGAUCGUCAGCGGCUCCUACACCCCCCAGACCGUCCCCACGGGCAGCGGCAAAAACAGCGCAGAGAGCCCCGACACGCCGCCCCCCCCGGCCGACCCCCCCCGGCGCCGCCCCUCGGCCGAGGGCCCCUUCGCCCCUCCCCCACCCCCGGGGGGCAGCGCGACCCCCCAGGACGGGGGUGGGGGAGGGGCCGGGGGGGGCUUCGGGCCCUUCGCCCCUCCCCCACCGCCGCCCCCCUUCGGGGCCUUCGCCGACGGGAGCCCCUCCCCCUACGGCAGCAGGCUCCCCUUCCCCCCGGACCCCUUCCCCUCCCCCCGCCGCCCCCCGGAGGGGGGUGGGGGAGUCCCGGGGGGCUCCUUCCCCUCCCGCCGCGCCCCUCCCCCACCCCCACCCCCUCCCCCACCCCCUCCCCCCUCGGGGGGCUCCUUCCUGCCCUUC